Molecule: messenger RNA, 2332 nt
Organism: Entelurus aequoreus (snake pipefish)
Lineage: Eukaryota; Metazoa; Chordata; Actinopteri; Syngnathiformes; Syngnathidae
Product: RNA-binding protein MEX3B
Exons: 4
Coding region: 425-2332 (635 amino acids)
Molecular function (GO): RNA binding
Source: RefSeq, a predicted model, not a curated record
AUCCCCGCAUGUGGCCUUGCAAGCCAUUGUUGUGUGGCGGGUGACGUCACCAGUGUGCGGGAGACUGCGCGGCGUGCGCCUGGCGAGACAAAGGCGGGGAGGAGCGGAGAGAAGUGGGGUCAGCAGCAGGCAGAAGGAGCCCACUUUGUUGGACACUUGGAAACGGCCAACCGCCAGCUUCUCCCGGCCAGCCUGGCACCAGAGCGGCUGCGGGAGAUGAGACUUCAGUCCGCGUCCUCCUCAACCUUUUUACAGCCUUUCUCUUUUACUGCUAGGCGGCUAGCUGCUAGCUGCUAACUGCUAGCUGCACAAAGGCGGCGCUCCUCUUCUUCUCACAAGCACAACAAGUUGGCGUGAGUCCACCGAGUCAGGAUCAAAUCACUCCUCACACGGCGGCCGUCCGUGAUCUGAUGUGAGAUCCAGGAUGCCGAGCCCUUUAUUCCACCCCGAGAUCAUGGAGCACGACGUGGUGAUCAGCAGCCAGCACAACGGGCUCGCUCUGCCCCGAGAAAGCGAGCAGGAGUCCCGUGACGAGGACCACCAGGAGGUGCUCCGCUUCGCCCUGGACCAGCUGUCACUCAUGGCCCUGGAGAAGGUGGACUGCGUGGACAGCAGCCAGGCUCCCAGCUCCGAGGGUUACGUGGAUCUCCAGAUGCUGGACCACCCCGGCGGUUCGCGGGACUCGCCCACGUCCUGCUCCCCGUCGCCGGAGUACUACGGCUCGGGCGGCUACCACAUGUCCGGCUCGCACGCCCUGCUCCAUGGGGAGCAGAGCAGGAAGAGAAGCGUCAACAUGACGGAGUGUGUGCCGGUGCCCAGCUCGGAACAUGUGGCAGAGAUCGUGGGCCGACAAGGUUGUAAGAUCAAGGCGCUACGUGCUAAGACAAACACUUACAUCAAGACCCCCGUCAGAGGGGAGGAGCCAGUGUUCAUCGUGACCGGUCGCAGGGAGGAUGUAGAGAUGGCCAAGCGUGAGAUCGUCUCUGCCGCUGAACAUUUCUCCAUGAUCCGGGCAUCCCGCUGCAAAGCUGGAGGACCCGCAGGAGGAGGAGGAGGAGGAGGAGGAGGAGGGGGGGGAGGAGGAGGCUCACUCCCCGGACCACCACACCUCCCUGGACAAACAACCAUUCAGGUGAGGGUGCCCUACAGAGUGGUGGGCUUAGUUGUGGGACCAAAAGGAGCCACCAUCAAGCGCAUCCAGCAGCAAACCCACACCUACAUCGUGACGCCCAGUCGAGAGAAGGACCCCGUGUUCGAGGUGACCGGCAUGCCUGAGAACGUGGAUCGGGCCAGGGAGGAGAUCGAGACCCACAUCACGCUGAGAACCGGAACCUUUGUGGACCUUCAGGGUGACAACGACUUCCACACCAACGGCACAGACGUCAGCCUGGAGGGUCUAGGCUCCCUCAGCGCAGGCCUGGGAGCAUCCUUGUGGUCCCGGGCCUCCCACCACCAUUCCGCGCCACCGCCGCCACCCGCGCCGCCCUCUUCACCACCCAACCCCCCCAUGUCCGCCAAUCACUCCAGCGGCCGCAAGAUGUCCUCCUCGGUGGCCUACCACACGCACAAUAGCGCCAUGAGCUCAGACAACUUCAGCGCGGGGCGCAAAGCCAACGAGGGAGGGAGUCCCACCAGUCCCUUCAGCACAGGGUCCAGCAGCGCCGGGGGCGGGUUUACUUUCGGGGGCGACUCCACCCCGGGACUCCCGUCUUCAGAAGAACUCGGCUUUGAAUUCAGCGCUUCUAACAUCUGGGCGCCAUUCGUCAAUGGCGCCAAGUCGGGCGGAAACUCACAGCAGCAGCAGCCCGUACGUCGUAACAGCAGCGGUCUCAGCGGCGGCGCCGUCACUCCACGCUUGUCCCCAACGCUGCCUCAGGACACGGGCCCCCUGGACCACCCGUUGGCCCGCCGUGCUCAAAGCGACCCCCUCAGCACACUCUCCUGGCUCCAGUCCGGCAACGCUGCAGGUGGCUCCUUCUCCGGCGGCUCCAGUUCCAGCUCCGGCGGCUCCUCCACCGGCUACUCCUCCUGCUCGGCUUCUUCGCUGCCCGGUGGAUCGCCCACCGACUCCGAGGGCGGCGGCGGCGUGGGUGGCGUGGGCCUCAGCUCCGGGAUGCUGAGUCGACUGAAAGGCGGCCCCGGCGUGGUGGGGCUGGGCGGCGUCAACAGGGACUGCUUUGUGUGUUUCGAGAGCGAGGUGACGGCCGCCCUGGUGCCCUGCGGCCACAACCUCUUCUGCAUGGACUGUGCAGGUCAGAUCUGCCAGUCUGCAGAGUCCGAGUGCCCCGUGUGCCACACCCCCACCACUCAGUGCAUACGCAUCUUCUCUUAA